AAACACCGCGAUAACGUGAGAUAACUAUAUCUCUUUCGCCUCUUUAUGUGAGUCAAAUGCACAUUUGGCUCGACCGGGAUAACUCGACAUAAAAUAACCAGCUAACAGUGUCCUUUUCUCUGAACAUAAACAGUUUUCUCUCUACGUUGCAUGCUGUUGAAUGAGCAAUUUCUUCAUUAUCAUCUGUGGGGAAGAAGGAAGCUGCAGCCUCUAUAGUCUUCCCCCGGCAGUGAGCAGCUCCCCGGACUCCGCGGCGUCAACACAGCCGAUACUGAUUAAAAGAAAAUAUCAGUGGAAGAACAAAAACAUGUCGACGGGGAGGAAGAUCGCGUUGAGUGAAAACACACUCUUUGGGAUGGGAAAUCCCUUGCUCGACAUUUCAGCUGUGGUGGACAAAGAUUUCCUUGACAAGUUUGGACUGAAGCUUAACGACCAGAUCCUCGCUGAAGACAAACACAAGGCGCUGUUUGAAGAAAUCGUCAAGAGGAACAAAGUUGAAUACCACGCCGGCGGUUCGACCCAGAACUCUGUGAAAAUUGCUCAGUGGAUGAUCCAGAAACCCCACAAGGUGGCUACUUUCUUCGGGUGCAUCGGCACUGACCACUUUGGGGAGAUCCUGAAGAAGAAGGCCGAAGAAGCCCACGUCGACGCGCAUUACUAUGAGCAAAACGAGGAGCCGACCGGUACCUGUGCAGCCUGCAUCACCGGGGACAAUAGGUCCCUUGUUGCUAACCUGGCAGCGGCAAACUGCUACAAAAAGGAAAAACACCUGGACUUGGACAGCAACUGGGAGCUGGUGAAGAAAGCCAAGGUCUAUUAUAUUGCGGGUUUUUUCCUGACCGUGUCCCCAGACUCCAUCCUGAAGGUGGCGAAGCAUGCUUCAGAUAACAACAAAAUCUUCUGCAUGAACCUCUCUGCACCUUUCAUCAGCCAGUUCUUCAAAGAGCCCUUGAUGAAGGUCAUGCCUUACGUCGACAUCUUGUUUGGCAACGAGACGGAGGCGGCCACAUUUGCCAAAGAGCUGGGCUUUGAGACAGAUGACAUUGCAGAGAUUGCAAAGAAGACCCAAAACCUCCCCAAGGAGAACAUGAAGAGGCAGCGAGUGGUUGUGUUCACCCAGGGCAAGGACGACACUGUUGCAACCGUCGGUGAGAAGGUUACCAUGUUCCCCGUUCUGGACAUCGACCAAAACGAUAUUGUGGACACUAAUGGAGCCGGGGACGCCUUUGUGGGAGGAUUUCUCUCCGCGUUGGUCCAAGAGCACGCGUUGGAGGAGUGUAUCCGAGCCGGACACUACGCCGCCAACGUCAUCAUCAGACGGGUCGGAUGCACCUUCCCAGAGAAGCCAGACUUUCACUGAUGCAUCUGAGCAUUGCACACUCGUCCUUUCCACAAGAUACUUGUUUAUGUAUGCUUUGGGAUUUUGUGUACAUUUUUUCUAUUUUACAGCAACUGACUGCAUGGGACUAAGUGCUGCAGCUUGAAUAUUUUAUCAAGCUCCAGUAAGCAGCUCUGAUGUUUUAAUACAAUUCAAACAAUGUGCUGCUAUCAAAUAUUGGAAUAAAAUGGUUGAUUAAA
This is a messenger RNA of Plectropomus leopardus (leopard coralgrouper), 1578 nucleotides long. RefSeq names its product adenosine kinase-like. Gene Ontology annotation, molecular function: adenosine kinase activity. Gene Ontology annotation, cellular component: nucleus; cytosol. NCBI's taxonomy places the organism in Eukaryota, Metazoa, Chordata, Actinopteri, Perciformes, Serranidae. Gene Ontology annotation, biological process: purine nucleobase metabolic process; purine ribonucleoside salvage. The record is from RefSeq and is a predicted model, not a curated record.